This is a messenger RNA of Knipowitschia caucasica, 663 nucleotides long. NCBI's taxonomy places the organism in Eukaryota, Metazoa, Chordata, Actinopteri, Gobiiformes, Gobiidae. The record is from the annotation of a GenBank genome assembly.
AUGGCAAACGACUGUAAUCGCAGUAUAGUGGAAAAGUACAUUUGCCAUAAACUCAACAAACGCGGCUACGCGUGGGGCUUUCACGAAGACGCCGAAGAUGAAGACCACGUCGCCAAUAACGGGUCAAUAGUUGCGUCUUCUCCGGGUUUGGUGAACCGCCGAUGCCGCGAAGAGCGUCUGUGUUCGCGUCCUGCUCCAUUCGACGCACACGCAGACAUCCACAGAGUCUUGCGCGAGGCUGGGGAUGAACUUGAGAGGUUGUACCAGCCAGACUUCACCGAGAUGUCCAGGCAGCUGUAUCUGACUUCCUCCACGGCUCAGAGGAGGUUUGCCGAGGUUAUAGACGAACUGUUCCGCGAUGGAGUGAACUGGGGUAGGAUUAUCGCGUUUUUUGAGUUUGGGGGGACCGUGUGCGUGGAGUGCGCGUCCAAAGACGAUAUGUCAUCUCAAGUGGACAACAUCGCAAACUGGAUGACCGAAUAUUUGAAUGGAGAUCUCAACAGCUGGAUUCAAGACAACGGGGGAUGGGACGCCUUUGUGGAGUUGUACGACCGCCAGAGGGACUCGGUCCUCUGCUCUUGGCCCUCCAUCAAAACUGUGUUUGGAUUGGCGGCCAUCGGGGCGGCCAGCCUGACAAUCGGUGCAUACCUGUCACAGAAGUGA